AUGCAAGGUGCAGGUUUAUAUAUAUGUUGCACAGGGAUCUGUUUUUUCUCAUUGAAAUGGAUGCUGACCCAACAGAAAGUCAAUGUGGCCUUAAGAGGAAUAGCAACACAAUCUUCUUUAUUCUCAAAUUCUGUUCCUGCUAACUUGGCUAUUGAUGGCAACAAAGCAUCUUCCUUUACAUCUUACUCAUGUGCUUGUACAGUUUGUGAAAACAGCCCGUGGUGGAGGGUAAAUUUGUUGGCUGUCUAUGAUAUUAGUGAUGUAAUCGUCACUAACAGAGGCGACUGCUGUGCAGAACGGAUACAUGGUGCUGAGAUUCACAUUGGCAACACCCUAGUCAACAAUGGCAACAAUAACCCCAGUUGUGUUGUUAUUUCCAGCAUUGCUGCAGGCACCUCUGCAAACUACACCUGUAAUAUGAGGGGCCGUUACGUAAACAUCAACAUUCCCAAUAUUACCCAGUUUCUUACUCUUUGUGAAGUGGAAGUUUAUGGAGUUCCAGCUCCUGUUAUUAAGAGGGCAUUUUUAAAAGUGAAGUUUAAAAGCAUCGAGGAUCUCAUCAACCCUACCAUUAGGGACAAAGUUCUUCAAAAGAUAAAAUCUGCCAGUGUCCAGUCAAAAGUAUUUCAGGUCACCUGGGCAAAGCCACCAAAACUAGAAACUCAAACUUGA
Molecule: messenger RNA, 672 nt
Organism: Clarias gariepinus (North African catfish)
Lineage: Eukaryota; Metazoa; Chordata; Actinopteri; Siluriformes; Clariidae
Product: fucolectin-like
Exons: 6
Coding region: 1-672 (223 amino acids)
Source: RefSeq, a predicted model, not a curated record